This is a messenger RNA of Cinara cedri, 26326 nucleotides long. NCBI's taxonomy places the organism in Eukaryota, Metazoa, Arthropoda, Insecta, Hemiptera, Aphididae. The record is from the annotation of a GenBank genome assembly.
CAUCAUUUCCUUGUGCGUAAACGUAUUGGUAUAACACCGCGGCGUGUAUAAAAACUGACGGAGACGUCACCCGGACUCAUUGCCGUCUCGUCCAUUCUUCCGGGUAGACGCGAUUCGAGCAUCGUGAGCUCUUCUUCCUCUUCUGUAUCCCUCGCAAGUCUGUCGAGAAUAAGUAUAAUAAUAUAGAGAAGUAUAUUGAAAACUACUUGUUUACGGACGACAUAGUAACGAUUAGUAACAACAUGCAACGCCGGUCGCUCCUGCUGAUCGUUUCCAUUUUGGUCGCGGUCCGGGGGUCUUUGCUAGACCAUGUUCCUGGCCAAGUCGAGUACACCGACGAACGGCUGGAUGAUGAUGCCGAGGACGAUUCGAAGUGAGUAUAACAUCGUAUUCUACGAAAAUCGAACUGUAGGCCUUUAAAGACCUGUAGCAUUCCAAUAAUAAUGUUUUUCACCAUCUACUCCUAUCUUUCGAAACUUCUUUCCAUCGCAUUCUGGUUAUCGUUAUGUCUGCAUUCUUUGAUACUAUGUAAUCUCUUCAUAGUAGGCGUGAUAUCCUCAGCGAUCGAGUUUAUUUUUAUUUAGGGGAGACCACUUAAGGUGCGAUUACCCUUAAGGAUAACGCUUCUGCAUCAUAAAGUGGUAAUUUUUGUUGUUGUUUAAAAGAUGAAAAAUCUUACAGGGCGCGUUGUAGUUGGAUAUUUAAAAUUAUAUUUCUAAACAGAAUAUAGCAGACAUGUCAACCGUAAAGUAUCAACUGAGCCAAAAAUACUGAAUAGAUUAACUUGAAUAUACAUUUGUUAAACUACGAAGUAAAUUGAAAUCAAUAUUUUCUUUUUGAUUUGUUGCGAUGUCUAUGAUAUCUUAGGAUAUUUUUUUCUGCGAAAAAAAAAAUCGAAAUCGGAAGUAUACGAGGCAGGAGAGUUAAUCCUGAAUACUAUGUUUUGAGCAAAAAAAAAAAAAAUAAUAAUAAUAAGUUGUCCACAGGCAACACAAAGAUUAAAACCGAUUGCAAUUUUUCACAAGCAGAACCCUUAAAAACGAAUUUUCAUCGUUGUUAUCAAAGGAUAUUUGAAGGUUUUGGGGUGCAAAUAAAAAGUUCACGUAGUCACACUAUGCAUAAGCAAACACGUAAUAGUAACAAUAAAAUAUAUUCCUAUAGCCACGCUCAGAAUGCAAUAUUACUGCUGUGUAAAUAGUAUAUUAAAAUAUAGAAAUAGUACCAUAUCAUAAGCACAAUAAUAAAUUAUAAUAAAACAUUAAAAUUGUUAUUAGUGGUUAAUACUUUAAAUAUUUUAUAAUUGUGUAUAAUUAAUAAAUCAUACAGUUGAAUUCCUUGAUAAUUAUAAAAAUAUGUUAAUAUUUUCACCUAGAUAGUUAAAACAAACACAAAAUAUUAAAAUAAUUGCUUUAAAAUAUAGAUGCAUGGAUAAAAAAAACUGUCAUGUAAUAUUUAUAUUUUUAUUUUAUUUUACUAAACAAAAAUAUUCGUUUCUAAUGUUUCUAAAUACAUUGUAUAAUAUUUUUUUUUUUUGUAAAUCUUAUUUUCUCACCCGAUUCCAUCGAUCAUAAUAUUAUCAUGAUAAAUAUAAUAAAAUUUAUUUAUUUUUUUAUUUAAAGAAAUGGUUUGGGUGUUUGUAAAAUAUUUUAUUACAAAAACAUCGAUUGUGUUUGAAUGUUGUAUUUUGUUAAUAAUCUAGACGUUUGAUUUUUACAUAAGAGUUGCACCACACACGAACAUUUCGAAAUUAUACAAAUGAGUUUUACGCGAACACCUUCUAACGGAACUGUAUCGCCUGUAUCAUUCUAAAAGUUCGAAAAUUGUGUACGAUCAAGAAGACAAUUUUACCUUAAACGAAGUGUUUUUUAUUUUUAUGAUAAAAUGAUUAUGAAAAAAGUUAUUCAAUCUAAAUCUCCCAUGAUUUAGUGUAUUUUUUAAAUGCUUAGAAAAUAUAAUUGGGUGAAGUUUCGAAAAAAAAUUAAACGUUUGGUGACAAAUAAUGUUCUCAUCAAUAUAUAGUGAAAAUAUCAGGUUUUUAGAUUCCGAAUAUAUUGAAGAAGAUAUUAGUUUUUCUAUGUGUUGUUAUUUUUUUCGGAAAACACAUUCGGUUCAUAAGAAACAUUUUUCAAAUUUUCUCCAAUUUUAUACAAUUUGAAAAUAACUAUCAAUAUUUAAAUGAUCACCUUAAUGUUAAAAUUUUUCUAAUUUCUUACGAAUAAGUAUGACUUCAUGAGAACAGAUAUAAUUAAUUUAUUGCCAAUUUAAAAUCAGUAUACCACUUCUUUUUUAACUAUUGCAUAAUAUUUUAGAGGUCACACCGAUCUCCAAUAUUUAUUUAAAAUUUAAAAUAAAAGUAUAAAAAUGUAGCAAAAAAACUUAAAAUUAACUUUUUUUAAAGACCUUAUAUGGUUUAUGCGUAGAGCGCGGAUUUGUAUGCAUUUGCAUAUGUAUUCUGUAACGUAUGAUAAUAUGCUAAGUGAGCACAAAAUGAGUUUCAUGACAUAAUGAUUUAAAAAAUGAAACUUUUUUAGUGCAUAUUUUUGCAUAUUUUAUGUCAAAUAUGACCUUAGAUCAAUAAUCGGUGAAAUAAAAUACGUAUAACAAGAUAAGGAAAUAUCGAUUACGACCAUUAACCGUUGACAUUAUUUUUGUCGUGUUAAAAUAUUGACCGUGCAUUCGUGUGUGCUUUUCAUUGUAAUUCACGAUUUUAUUACUUUAUUUUUAUCAAAAUGCCAAAAGAUAAAUCGUCGCUAUCGAGUCUUAUACAUUAAAACUACCUACGAAAUGACGAAAGUGAAGAAGAAAACGAAGAAAAGUAUUUAUAGUAGGGUUCCAUAAUUUUAAAUUUACUGUUUUAAUUAAAUGUUCUAAAAAUAAUUUUUUUUGAUAACUUUUGUAUGUAUAUUUUUAUUUUUCAUACAUAUUUUAACAUUUUAGUGCAUAUAUUUAUGGAUUGUUAAGAUUUUUUAGCGCAUAAUUGGUUGGUUUUUAAUGCAUAUAAAUCCGUGUUCUAUUUAUGAGAGUGGAAAACGGAUUUCAACUAUAGGAAAUCUUCUUUUUUAAAACCAUAUAAUAAUCGUUAAAAUAGAACCAUUCUAAUAGGUAUGUGAGUUUUUACCAUAAGGCUUGUUUUUGGUUUUUUUUUAGCGUAGUGUAGGAUUUAUUGGGUUUACUACGUUUUAGAUUCUGAGCGGAGCGAGAAAUGUAUUGAUUUUAUAAUGAUGUUUAUUAUUUUUUUUUUUUACCAGCAAUUUUGCUCUGAUUUCAAUACAUAUUCUGAAAUUUAGAUCCAAUUGAAAAAUAACAAGUGGUCGAUAUUGUUCGAUUUAAUAUUUAGCCACUGACGUUUUAUCUUUGAGCAAAGAUAUAAAUUAAAUAAUUUUGUGUAUCCUAUAUUCUCAACAUCCCACCUACAACAGUGGCACACUCAGCAUCAGAUCUGUUUUUCAUUUGAUUUAAUUUAUUAUUUUUUCUAGAUUAUUUGUUAACGAUGAUCCUAAACACGAUGGAACCUCCAAUUAUCGUUUAAAGUAAGUUUUUGUAAACUAGUUUUAAUAAAAUGUGAAUUAAAUUUAAAAAAAUUAAACAAUUUGUAUAGGUUAUCAGGUUCUCACGGCACCAAAUCUUCAAAGUUGACCCAAAUAAAUGCCGCGCAAAGUCAGUAUACCUUAUAAUAAUAUCCAUUUAAAAUUAUAAUACAAAUUAUUUAAAAUAGUUAUAAAAAAAAAAAAAAAAUGUAUAUAUAUAUAAAUCCUAUAAUAUGUAAUAUUGACGAUUUUCGAUUUUAAUGAUUUUACGUCUAUUGGUUUUACUCCUUUAAAUUUCAGACAAUUCCGAGGCGUGUCUGUCGACGUUUGUAACGCCAGAAAAUUCUUACGCCGUAUGUUCGAAAAUAACCAAGUAAGACAAAUUUUAACGCAACUCAUAAUAUACUUACGUAUAAUGUCAUAUACCUACGUGUACAUUUUUUCGUAGGAAUUGUGUAGCGACGUGUAUAGAGGGUUACAAAUUUCCCAAAGGGCUCACGAAAAUGACAUUUGAAUGCUACGGUUCUAAAUAUAAAGUCAAAGGAUCGCUUUCUUUGUCUAUUCCGCAUUGUACCCGUACGUAUUAAUUAAUUAUUGAAUGUGGUUAAUUGUUGUUAAAUAGGUAUUUAAUAUUUUAAUUUUGUCCAGCCGUUUGUAAUCCGUUCUGUGAGAAUGGUGGUGUAUGUGAAAAACCAAACAAGUGCCACUGCCCGAAAAAUUACGGUGGGUCGUCUUGUCAAAAUUACAUCUUACCGUCGUAUUGCCACGGUUUCCCAAACACGCCGAUGAACUCGAAGAAAAAAUGUAAUUCGGAGUAAGCGAAAAUUAAUAUACAACUAUAAUCCAGGUUUGUGCCACUAACUUUUAAAUGUUAUAUUAUGUACUAGAGCAUGUACGAUCAGCUGUAUCGAUGGGUAUCAGUUUCCGGAUUCGUCAAACGUGGCGAAUGUGUUUUGUAAAAAUGGCGUCUGGACACCGGGAAAAGUCGAAUGGUCGACCAUUCCGGACUGUAAACCGAUAUGCAACCCGCCUUGUUUGAAUGGUGGAAACUGCAUCGGUAAUCAGAAAUGCCAAUGUCCGAUCGACUUUAGAGGGCCCAAAUGUCAAUAUCGUAAGUUAUUUUUUCAAGCCUUAUCAUAAAAUGUAAUCUGAGAUAAGAAAAGGUUCCGUUUAAAAUUUUUAUUGUAAAAAUUCGAUUAAAUCAAAACCAUUAUUAUAAUUACAAUAUUAUAUUUAAUUUAAGAACUUAUUUGAAAUGUACCCGAAAUUCAUUUUAUUAAAUAUAUCUUUGAAUUUUGAAAAAAAUCAGACACAACUUAUACAGUGUAUCUUAUCGUGUUCGACAGAUUUUUCUAGUAUUGUAAUUAAAUUUGUUAAGGUUUUUUUUUUAAAUCGGUUUGUCUUUGAGUGGAACAUCAAUUUAGAGAAAAAUUAAAUUUUUAUUUUCAUCCCUUAAAUACAAAAAAAAAAAAAAGUAAUUAUAUUUAUUUUUAAUUUUAUUUAUUCACUUUAGAAAAUUUUCAAAAUUGCCAUUUUGUAAAGAAUAUUAUUUUCAACAUUUUAAUGUGCAUUCAUAUUCGAUAUGAUUUCAUAUAAUUUCUUAACUAUAGCCCUUUUAGUUUCUAGAAAAUAAGCAUGAAAAAAAUUAAUAUUCAAUAAAAGGUAAAUAAUUAUUGUGCUAAAUUUACAUUUAGCACAGUAAUUCUUUACUUAUCGCAUGUUAUGCGUGUUAUGCGUGUUUAACACACUAAAACUAGUGAAAAUCAAUAUCUCAUCUGAUGUAAUUUAUUAAUUUAUAACUUAUUUAUUUAUUUAAUUUUUUUAUUAUUAAUCAAUCACAAAUAUUAAAUUAUAAAACAGUAAAAUAUUUUUAUUAUUUACACAAAAAAAUAUAUGUUAACUGGGUAGUUAGUUGUACCUAUUUAAAAUUAUGAAUUAAAUUUUAAUAUGACAUAUACAUAUAUGAUUGACAAAUAUAUAUGGUAUAUAUGAAAUAUACGGCAUCACUAUCAACUGAACCCCGCUCAGAAUCAUUUUUCCGUUAGCAAUGAUUUAUCGUUGCUUUCAGAUAAACAUUUAUUUUUAUGUAACUUUUAUUUUUUAAAACAUACAAUCUAUAAAUACAUUUUACAAUAAGCAUGUUUGAGGAUUUACAUAAUAUAUUAACAUGGUUGACAUGAUGAAGUAAUCACCCAGCGGUGACACUUACUGGCUAGAGAGUUAUUUCAGGUCACGGUUCCAAUUUCGUUUUAACCUUCUAGGUGAGUUACCGGGGAUGAAUUCAGAGUUUAGAGCAAUGAUUAGAGGGUUAGAGUGGUUUCUAAGGACAGGAACGGAAGAGCUUAUAGGAAUUAUUGGCUUCUUCUUGAAUAGUGAGUAUUUUUAAGUCUGAGUGUAAGGUAUGGUUUGAAACAUACGGAGGAGCAUAUGUAAUCAUACGUAGUGAGAUUGAUUGGAAUGUUUGAAUUUUAUAAAUAUUGGAUUAUUUUGCUGAUCCCCAUAGCUGGAUACCGUAUAAACAAAUUGGUUUGAGUAGGGUUUUAUACAGAAGUAGUUUUGUAUUAAGAUAAACAUUAAAUUACAUUUUGUAAUCUAUCUUCCAAACUUCCCACCUACAACAGUGACUGCAUCCAUGUGCAAAGUAUGCCCGUCUUUUUUUUAUGGAUUUUUCAAAUUUCUUAGCUAUUCAGUAUGCGUGUACACGAUAAAAGUUGCCUUUUUUGAAAAAUAGGAACACCCAUUUAAACAUUAGAUUUGGAUAAACUAUUUUUUUUUUCUUAAGUAACGUACAUAAACUUUUCCCUUAUUUCGAAGAUUGACCGAAUUACAGCUAGUCAAAUAUAGGUAUUUUUGAAUAAAUGUACAACAAAUUUAUGUAAAUUUGUAUAAAUAAAAAAAUACAAGUUUUAUUGCUCAUGCGCAUACCGAAAGGGUAAGAGUAUAGAAAAUCCGUAAAACUCUGUAUGGAUCAAUAUUUCUUAUUUUCUCUUAAAAUCCCCAAUUUCAAUUUAAAGUCAACGAUUAGAAAUAUUCCUUUUUACCACUUGUGUGAAAAACACUGUAUAGGGUACCUAAUUGUAUUUAAUUUAUAUUAGUACGAAACGAUAAAUUAUUGUUGACGAAAAGGGAGAUUCUUAGGAAAAUUCGGUCAAACAUGUUAUGAUAAAUUCAAAUUUUUAAUUAAAUAAAUUUUUAAAUGUAAAAUAAAUUACAAUUUAUCGUGUUUUUUCGAUUUAAUUGAGCAUUUUUGAGCCAAAUAAGUUACCUCCUAAAGAGAAAAUAAUAACCAAGUAUAAAAUGUCGACAUUUAUACUUUUUUAUUUUGUAAUGAUAGUGGAAAGCUCUUGUGAAGUAUCGAAAUUAAAAUUCAAUGGGAAUUACAAUUGUUCUAACGAUGCGGAGAAAGCUGUUUGUACGUUGUCUUGUCCUCAAGGAUCUAUGCUUGAACCGUUCAAAACAUCCAGUGUAGAAUACACUUGUCGGUACGAAACUGGCGAGUAUGAACCAAAACAAAUACCUCAGUGUGUAUUCGGUUAGUAAUGUAUAGAAAAUCACAAAAUACUAAUAUUCGAUUUUAUAGCUGAACAUUGUAUUACAAACGUUUUUUGUGUAUAGAUGAACAGCCGACCGUUUUAAAUGUGAUCAGCACAGUAGUUGAAGUAUUUAAAACGUUUAAAAGUCGUCCGGAAAGUUGUGUUCGUUGGGGUCACGGGAAUUUUAAGACAUUUGACGGAAAGUUAUACAGUUUCCAGAGUGACUGUACUUACACAUUGGUCAGUGACCUUAAAUCCAACUCGUUUCACGUACAAGCGCGAUUCAACCACGGAAUCGUCACUUAUAUUAACAUAUAUAUUGUCGAUAAUUUGUAUCAGAUUAAAAAAUCCGGUAAGAUAUUAAGUGAACUCUUAUCAAUAUGUAAGCUAGAAUAGUAUAAACAAUAAUUUAUGUACAACUGUAUAAUAUUUUAGUCGAUAACGUAUCGUUAAUGAGCAAUGGAAAAUCACUCGUUGUGCCAAACGAGCUGCCCGAUAUUGGCGUUGAAAUUAUCGGCAGUCAAACAGUAUUUAUUAAUUUGCGAACGGCCAAUUUGAAAAUAAUUUGGAAAUCAAACGUGAGUCAUUUUAAUAAUAUCAUUAUUUUAAUAAUACAAUAAUUAACCUAAACAUUUUGAUUUUAUCAGGGUGUCUUGCAAAUAGACGCGGGUGUCGAGUUAUGGAAUUUGACUGGCGGUCUAUGCGGGAGAAUGGACGGUGCGCCAGAAAACGAUUUUUCGCACAGUAGUGUCGCGAGUUUUGCCAAUAAGUGGCUCGUAAAUGGACUGAACGAAAUAUGUGAAUCUCCUACUACGGACAUAUUACACGUUUCCAAAGAUAUUAUUACCGAAGCUCAACGGUUUUGUUCCAUUAUAAAAACCGAUCGAUUUAAAACGUGCACUAAUAAAAAUUUUAAUACUGAAACUUAUAUUGAAGCGUGUAAAUUCGAUUAUACUCAGUGUAUAAAGAGAAACGGAUCCGAUUGUGGAUGUGGCAGUAUCGCAGUCUAUGCCGAAGAAUGUUUCGGAAAAAAUCAGACACCUUCGUGGAGAGACGACAACGUCUGUCGUAAGUUAUACUAUUUUAAGGAUUUAUUUAUUAAUUAAAUAAAACUAGCCAACGAAACAGAUAUUGAAUUUUUCAAUUUUAAUUCCAUUGAGCUAUUUAAAAAUUAUACUAAUAAUAUUGAUUUAUAAUUUAUUUUAUGUUGAUUGUUAUAUACUUAGUUUUUAAGAAUUACUUUUGUAUCAGGGGCGUAUACAAGGGGGGAGGAUAUAGGGACGAUCGUCCUUUCUGGACAUUAUUGAAUUUGUUUCAGGUAUUUACUUAUUUUAUUAUUAUUAAUCAAAAAUUAAAAAAAAAAAGUUUAUUUAUUUUUGUGCGGAAAUGGUUAACAAAAACUUGUUAAGAGAUUGAUGAGAGUAGAGAUAUUAUAGCUAUCAUCAACACGCAUACCUACUGUUGGUAAUAAUAACCAUAUUGUGAUUGUCUGUACCCUGUAACCACGGUCCGUGUUAUUAAUUUAUUCUGUUUUCGGUAAACGAUACCAUAGAGCCGUGAUAAUUACAUUAUAACAAAAAUUGAUAAGCUUUAAUGGAAAGACGGCCAUUGUAGUACUCGUACGGCACUGCAGGUCUGCAGUAGUUUUCGGCGUUUGUACUGGCAGUUUUCAUUAUUACUGUAUACUGAAAUUCGUAAUACACUUAUAUACGAAAUAAUGGCUAUAUGUAAUGGCUAAUAAUGGUAUUAGGAAAAAAAGCCCCUUGCCAAAAUCACAUAAGGAAAAAAGAACCCCGGUAAAGCAAAAAAAUAUUUAUUUAAUAUUUACCUACUACAAAAACUACAACCAGAUAUUCUUACAAUAAUCUAUAUGGAUAAAUUGACUACAAACAAUAUACUAAAAUUAUUAUUUAAACACCCUGAGUCCAAAUACACAUUAUAAAAUAUAAUAUAUAUUUUUGGUUCCUACCUACAACUACAAAAUUUUAAAUAGCCGAUCUUUUUAUAACCCAUAACACUGCCACAUAUAGACAUAUACUUUUAUAAUUUAUAAGUAUGAUUAAAGUUAGAAUAUUGCCUUUCCCCCAUGAAAGAUGAGCUGAAUACGCCCAUGUUUUGUAUUAAUCUAUACACACCUGUAUUCUCACACAUGAUUUUAUAAAUGGAUCCAUUUGAUCUGUCUAAUAUAUAUAUAAAUAAAUAAAUAAAUUUACCAAUUUAACUAUAGUUAAUUUUGUAUAGCUUAUCGAUGUCCUGCCGGAAAAGUGUAUUCACAGUGUUUGCCAGCUGUACAAGCGACAUGCUCUCUCAUGGCUGAUGUGAAAACCACAAAUGACAACUCAUACUGCGAAGAAGGGUGCGUUUGUCCAGCCGGCACAAUAUUGAAUGACGGUUCGUGCGUGGUCAAAGAAAAAUGUCCGUGUAAGUUGAGGAAUAAAAUAUAUUUGUCAGGAGACGAAAUCACCAAAGACUGCAACAGAUGGUAAGUUAUACAGAAUAGAACAUUUGAUUUUCUUUAGUUUUUACCUAACUGUUUCAAUUUUCAAGUACUUGCCUUAAAGGAGAGUGGAGUUGUUCUAACGCUAAAUGCCGUGCGGAAUGUUAUGCAAUCGGAGAUCCACAUUAUAAGACAUUUGACGGCAUGAAAUUCAAUUUCAUGGGGGCCUGUUCGUAUUAUCUCGUAGUUUUACCCGAGUUUUCCAUUGAAGCAGAAAAUAUCCCGUGCGAUGGCACACUGUCACUGGAACACGGUUUUGAGGCGCCGAGCUUUUUGGGAAAAGCUACUUGUACUAAAACCGUUACGAUACGCUUCGGCAAUAAUAAUACAACUAUUAAAUUGGGACAAGGGAAAAUAGUAUUUAUCAACGGAGAAAUCGUCGAGAAACUACCGAUUAACGUACAAGAUUUAGCUUACAUCAGGGAACAAUCUACAUUUUUCCUACAGAUAGUAAUAACGAACGGCAUUGAAGUGUGGUGGGACGGAGAAACUCGUGUAUACAUUUACGCAAGUCCAGAACUGGAAGGAAAACCAAAGGUACUCGUAUUUUACUAUAUGGAUUGUAUCUAUACUCUAUUUAAAAUAUAAUUUCGUAUAGUUUUGUGUUGACUAAUCUUUAAGUGUAUUUUAAUUGUUUAGGGCUUAUGUGGAACUUUUACUGGAAAUCAGAAAAACGAUAUGUUUACUCCCGAAGGGGAUGUCGAGACAAACGUUGUUUCUUUUGCAAACAAGUGGAAGACGAAGGAGACCUGUGUAAAUAAUAAAUUGGAAACCGUAAUCAAAACCGCGCAUCCUUGUGACGAAAACAUACAGUAUAAAUAUUUGGCUGAAAGCUACUGUAGCAAUAUUACCGGAAAGUUAUUCUCGGGCUGUCACAGUCAAGUAGAUCCGAACCCGUACUACGAAGAUUGUCUUUAUGACAUUUGUUCAUGUCAUCCAGGUCAAUUUUCGCGUUGUUACUGUCAAAUAUUAGCUUCUUACGCUCUCGAGUGUUCUCAUCAAAACACGAUUAUAGAUUGGAGAAGAGGAGUAAAAGAAUGUGGUAUGUAUUUCACAUUCGUUAAGUCAUUAUUUAUCAGUUAUCAUUAUUUCGCCUAAGUAUAAUCUAUUCGUAUGUAAUUUAGGUGUACAAUGUCCGGCCGGUCAACAUUACGACACAUGUGGAAAUUCUUGCCAACGAACGUGUCGAGAUAUUUCAUCUAUAAAUAAUUGUAAAUCCACCUGCAUCGAAGGCUGUUAUUGCCCUAAAGGGUUAACGUUAUCAGAGUUCGGUGAAUGUAUUCCCGUUUCCGAGUGCUCGUGCUAUAAUAACGGUCAAAAAUAUAAACCCGGUCAAAAAAGAAUCGCGACUAGUAAUAAGGGACCAGAGAUUUGCACGUGUUCAAGUGCGGCCUGGGAAUGCAAUCUAGCCGAGAAAAACGAAUUGGUACAGUGGAAAGACACGUCAGAAAGUUCAUGUAGCCGUCGAAAACACUUGACGUUUACAGAAUGCGAACCUUCGGAACCCAUUACAUGUCGUGUAAGAUGUCUUUAAUAUUUUUUUGCUGUGAAUUAUUUUCCUAUAAGAACAUAUAUCCCUAGUUAACUAAUUCUGAAAUAAUUUAAAUUAAUUUUACAUCAAUCUAUAAAUAGUAGACUUGCCUAUUACUAGAGUUCAUACUCUUUGACCGGUAAUAUAUAUUUUUGAUACAGUAUUGUCGUCAAUGACUUAAUCUACUAAUAAUUACUUGUUCACAACUUUUGACUAUAUAUCACACUUUUAAAUUUCAAAUACAAUUUUAAUAUGUUCAGAAAAUCACCGAUUAAAAUACUGUUAACUCUAUGUAAAUAUAUUUGUAAACAUUACGCUUUUGUUUAAAAGGCAUUUAUAUAAUAAUUCAUUAAUUCAAAAAAUAUAUUUAAUUAUUUAUACUUAUCCAUAUGUAUUUCAACAGAAUAUGCACGAUCCCCCGCAAUCAACCCCUGCUAUAUGUUAUUCCGGUUGCGUGUGUAAAAAGCCAUACGUUCUUGAUUCUUUCACCAAAGAAUGUGUUUUGCCUACGGAAUGCCCGUGUCAUCACGGCGGUAAGAGUUAUAAUAACAGCGAGACGUUUUAUCAAGGUUGCAAUACAUGGUAAUAUAGUUAAUCUAUUCUCAAAUAUUACAAAUAUUAAAAAUACAGGCAUUUUUAUCAUUGAUAUUAAUUUUAUGUUAAACAGUGAAUGUAAUUCUGGAAAAUGGGAGUGUACAGAUAACCCGUGUCCUGGAAUCUGUUCAGUAUGGGGAGAUUCACAUUUCCAAACGUUCGACUCUCGAUAUUUCGAUUUUCAAGGCGCUUGUGAAUACAUAUUGGCCAAAGGAACGCUUACUACUUAUGAGUCAUUUGUAACUUCUAUAGAGGUGUGUAUUAAAAAUGUUAUUAUAAGAUGAAUUGUAUGUAAAUGUAUAGUUUAUUUUUAUUUUGUGCCAAUUUUAGCUAGUGCCGUGCGGUACGACUGGAGCUUCGUGCAUAAAAUCCGUAACGAUGACUGUUGGAAGUGGCGACGAUGUCGAAACUAUACAAUUGAAAAACAAACAUUUUUCUCCCAAUACAAAAAGGUGAUAUUAUUAUAAUGAUUAAUAAUUAAUAAUAGGUUAUUUAAAUAGUAAUGAAUGAAUUUUGUUGGGUUUUGAAUACUUUUUAGAAUAUUUGUCAAAGAACUUGGUCAUUUCGUGGUGGUCGAAGUACCCGAUUUAGGAAUACAAUUGUAUUGGGACAAGGGUACUCGAAUAAAUUUACAAAUCGAUCAAAAAUGGAAAAAUCACGUAAGAGAAAUAUUUGCCUACAUUAAAUUAGAAACUGAAUAUUUUAAAAAUAUCAUUGAAAACUACGAUAAAAACACGGUUUUUCAUUUAGGUCAAAGGAUUAUGUGGAAACUAUAAUGACAAUCAAAUGGACGACUUCCAAUCCCCUUACGGUGGUAUACCCGAAGUGUCUGCAUUAUUAUUUGGCGAUUCUUGGAAGCUACAACCUCACUGUUCUCAAACAUUAGAAAUACGAGUGAGUUCUAUAUAUUAAAAUAUUUUUACUUCUAAUUACAUUAUAUUUGUUUUGGUAAAAUUUAGGAUGCUUGCGUGUUGCAUCCUCACCGGAGGCAAUGGGCAGUGAGCCAAUGUAGUAUGCUUAAAUCUUCAAUGUUUAAGUCUUGUCACUCCCAAGUUUCUGUAGAUAACUACAUCGAAAGGUGUAUUUUUGACACUUGUGCUUGUGACCAAGGAGGCGAUUGUGAAUGUUUAUGUACCGCAAUAGCCGCGUACGCUCAAGAAUGCAGUCUCCACGGCGUUUACAUUAAAUGGAGAUCCCAAGACAUGUGUCGUUAGUAUAAUAAUCAGUAUUCAUUAUUAUAGUUAACAAUUAUUAUAAGAUUUGUCAUAGUGUUCAAAUUAAUGGAAAUAUUGUAUUAUUCCUGUAUUACUUUGAAUAGCUAUUCAAUGUGAAAAUGGCACUUCGUACAAUUCAUGUAUACCGCGAUGUUCUCAAAAAUCAUGUGACGAUUACGCUACGCUAUCCGUAGGGUCAUGUGAUGACAAAUUUUGUAUUGAAGGUAAAUGACUUUUAAUUCAUAGUAAUAAUUGAAGUUUUUAGUGCAUUAACGAACUAAGCUAAACAUUUUCCAUAAUCUAGUUUAGGUUAUUAAUAGUAACUGUACAUCAUAAAAAUAAUACAAAUUUAAAUCAUAAAUGAACUAAGACACCAUAACUUAUUAUUCACUUAAACCAUUAGUGUGUUAUAAAGUUAUAAAUACUUUUAAGAGCAAGAAUGGUGGAAUGGUGGAUAAUCGAACAUAAUUAGUCCGUUAUUGAACUGAAUGCAUCAAUAUUACAUUAUAAACAUUAUUGAGUUUCGUAUAGAUGUUUUAAAUGAUUAGCAAUACAUUCGUAUUAUUCGCAGGCUGCGCUAAGGGGAAUAAUUGUCCUUACGGCCAAGUUUAUGAAAAUUCCACGUCCAAUGUUUGUGUUCCCAAAAAUAAAUGUAAAAUUCCAUGUAAAAUCGAAGGCAUCGAUCGUUUAUUUAGCGACGGGGACGUUGUUAUCGAGGAUAGUUGUCAUUCAUGGUGAGUUUAUAUUAUUUACUGUUAUUUGUAUUAUAAUAUUAUUCAAUUAUCAUCAAUUAUUAUUAUUAAACUGUGUUAUCUUACUAUCAUAUUUGUUUAGCUUUUGUUCGAGAAAUAAAAAAGUAUGCAAAGGCCAACCUUGUGACACCACGUCUACAUCGACUACUACAACUACAACUACAACCACGACAAGUAAGCCAAUAUUAGACCAAAGUAAAAACAAAACAUGUUCGAAUGGAUGGAGUGCCUGGAUACACGUGAAUAGAUUGCACAGUAAACGUCACAAUAAGUUUGAAUAUUUACCAACGUUUGAAGAUCUGAAAUCUAUAGAAUACAAUAGUAUGGAAGGAUUGAAUAACACGGUGAGACAAUAAUAAUAAUAAUAAUAUCAUACUUUUAUGCAAACUGAAGAAAUUUAAAUCGUAAUUAUUUAGGUAUUUGGAAUGUGCGAUAGCGAACAAAUAAACAAUAUAGAAUGUAGACCAAUAAACAUGAAAAAAGUUCAAAAAGGUAUCGUAGAAAAAGUCGAGUGUAGUGUGGACAAAGGACUCGUUUGUAAUGGCAAAUGUAGUGACUACGAGAUUCGUGUACAUUGUAAAUGUUUAAAAGACAUAGGUAAGUGUGUGCGUGUUCAAAAUUUAACCGGAUAAAAAAAAAAUGAAGAUUUUUAAUUUUUUUCUUUAGAAGAUGAAGAAGAAGUUACAAAAAAACCUCCAGACGAAAAUCCAAGGGGAAUUGAAAAUCGUACAGGUAAAACUAAUUAAUUUGGUUUUAACAAGUUGAUUUAUUUAUUAUGUUAUACAUAUGUAAGUCAAUUUUAAAUAUUAUUAAAAUAUAAUAGUAUGUGCGGAUGGAUUUAAAUGGCAAGAUUGCAAAAUUAUGUGCAACCAACUGUGUCAUUCAUUCGAAAAUAAACUAAAAAUUUUGAAUACUUGCGUGUACCCUCAAAAAUGUAUCGGAGGUUGCUUAAAAGAACAAUCUACACCCUGUCCCGUUGGAUCAAUGUGGAGGGACAACAAUACGUGUGUGACCAAAAGCGACUGCACUUGUUUCUCUAGAGGCGGAACUCAAGUGAAGGUUGGAUAUAGUAUUAUUAUAUACGUAGUUUUAAACAAAAACGGAAAAGUGACCAAUAGAUUUCUCAAAAUUAUAUAAAUUUAUUUUUUAAUGCGUAUUUUACAGCCAGGAGGUAUUUUCAAAGAAGACCGGUGCACUAUAUGCCAGUGUUUAAACAACGCAUACAUUUGCGACAAUUCUUCUUGUACAUCGACUACCGAAAUAUUAACUGAACCACCGACUACCACCGAACAGAUUUAUAAAACUACCAUAGUCGAAGAAAAACCUUACACAUAUUUUGAACAUGUGAUCAAUAUUACGACGACAAAUGUGCCAAACUAUAAUAACACAGAAGAGCCGUUAUUCCCGACCGAAACAACACAAUUUACUACUGUAGAUAUUAUUACGAGCACUGUAAAAUGGCCGGAAAUUACACAGAGUCCGUUGGUUAUUACUACUACUUUCCCACCAGAACUAUUUACUAAUAAUAAUAUUAAAACGACAACGUCUGAAGAAAUAAUUUUCGUACCCUCUACGAUAUCUCCGCCAACACCCUUUUGUGAUACAAACCAGUAAGUAUUGUAUAUUGUAAUAAAUCUUAAUUUAAUAAUACAAAUUGGUUUUUUUGCAAUAUUAUUAUAAUUUCACUUUUAGAAUCAAGCCAAUAAGUGUGAACCUAAAACCAUCGUCGUUCGACGCUAGUUCUUGGUACAACGAUACCACUGCACCACAUUUCGCUCAGUUGUAUUCAAAAGAAAAUAAUUACUGGAAACCAUCUGAAUCGAGUGAAAACGAAUAUUUACAAAUUAAUUUAGGAUACCCGGAAACGGUUUAUGGUGUCCAGGUAUCCGGUAACCCUGCAAAAGAAGAAUAUGUAACGAGUUACAAAGUAGCGUACAGUACGGACGGUAUCAGUUUCAGUUAUGUCCCAUUUCACGGGCAGCCCGAAGUAAUUUCGCAUUUAUAUUUAUAUUUAUUAAAUUCGAAUGACAAUUAUCUUAAUAACUAUCUGUAAAUAUUUGUAUGAUAGAUUUUCCGUGGACCUCACUCUCACGAUUUAAUGGAUACACAAAUAUUUUAUACACCCGUUGAAGCCACUUAUAUAAGGUUUAUACCUAUGAGCUGGCGCAAUCAAAUCGCAUUACGGGUGGCUAUAUUGGGAUGCCCGAUCACGUCUACGACAAUUGACCUUUCAACGACAAUACAACCAACAGUUAAACGUAAUGUUAUAAUAAAAUUUAACUACUAAGGGCAAUUUACGCCAUUAAUAUUUUAAGAGCUUGCGUAUGCGAAGUGUAAAAGAAAUGUCUAAACAAAUUUUUAAAUUCACUUUUAUUUAAAUUUUAAAACGGUCCCGGGUAAUAAAAAAAGUCAUUGCAAGUAUUUAUUAUACAAUAAAUACGUGUAUAAUCACGAACAAAGUCCCUUUUAAGUUAUUUCAGAACUUUUACGCGUCAUGUAAAUGAAAAACUAUAAUUUUAUCUUUGGUGUAGCACAUUUAUUUUCAAUAUACUUAUAAAAGAAAGUAAAAGAAACUUGAAUAAUUUACCUACCUGUCCCCUACCUACCUUUAUCCAUCUAAAAGAAGGGUUUGCAGACUACCUUGAGUCACUGGAGGUCAAAUGAUUUUGUCGUAAGGGGGGGGGGGUAAGGUGAUCUUAUUGUGAUUAUUUUUUAAAAAUUAUUCAGUAGCAGUAUCGCCUUUUUAUAAAUUGCCCUAAAUAAAUUUUGUUUUUCGUUUUAACCAUAGAUUGGUUUUACAUAGCUAGGGUUUUCAUGUUAAAACCGUUCACAAUGACAACCUCUAUAAAAAAAUAAAUUUAAUUCCUUAGUAAAAUAAAUAAAUAAUAAUUUUUUUGUAAAGCCGUUUGUUCCGAACCGAUGGGUAUUGAAUCCGGGUUGUUAAACAGUAAUAUGAUAUCGGUAUCAUCAUCAUCGAUAUUGGAAAAUACGAAUUCCUUUAAUGUGUCGCUUAACAGUGAAACCGGAUGGGUACCAUUCACGGCAUCGGCUAAUCAAUGGAUACAAGUAAAUGCCAUUUCUAUGCUGUAGCCAAUUUAUUAAAUAUAUAAUUCAUUUACAAAUAUUAUUCUAACAAUAUACAGGUCGAUUUCACGGAGCCAAGAGUUAUAACCGGUGUUGUGACCAAAGGUAUUUCUUCGAAAAAAAAUGGCGAAGCAUGGAUCGAAGCGUACAAAGUAGUGUAUAGUAACGAUUUAAUAAACUGGAACAAAAUAUUGGAUUCGAAUUCGGAAGAAAAGGUUUGAAGAGAAUAUACAACUUUUAUUUAUAAUUAAGAUCAUACUAAAAUAUUAAAUUUGUUUUUGUUGCUGUAUGCAGAUUUAUUCGGGUAAUUUUGACGGACAAAGUUCUCAUACAGUGUAUUUCGGCAAUCCGAUUAGAACGAGAUACAUCAGAAUUCAUCCAGAGAAAUGGUAUAACAUGCCAGCCCUGAGAUUGGAAAUUCUCGGAUGUUUCGAAGCAUACGUUACCGAAAAAAUGAUUGUUCAGACUACAGAACCACCUAUUAUUCAAAACAAGAAUUGUAACGUUUGCCACGGUGUUACGAACAAUGAAUGCAACUGCACGUCGGAUACUUGGUGGAAUGGAGAGACUUGCGGACUGCGUUCUGAAUGUCCAUGUGUCUUAGGAAUCAUGACAUAUCCGGUCGGUACGGUUUACGAUCUAGAAAACUGUCAACAAUGCACUUGCACUCUCGGAGGAUUACCGGAAUGUGUUCCGAAAUUGUGCGCACCUUGUCCACCGGUAAGUCACGAAAUUUAGUGAUCGAAUUGAAAUUUUAAUAUAUAUACAGUGUUUGACGGAUAUUUCUAGCGCUGUUAAAAUUAAAUUUUUUCAAAUUUUUUUUAACCGAUUUGUUUUCGAGAGGGACAUCGAUUUAGAGAAAAAUUCAAUUUUUAUUUUAAUACCUUAAAGACAAAAAAAAAAUAACUCUAUUCAUUUUAGAACAUUUUCAAAAUAACUAUUUUAUAUAAAAUAUUAUUCUUUUUACUAUAUAAUUUUAAUAUAUCACACAUCAAUAUUUGAUGAAUAAUUUCUUAAUUGUAGCCGUUUUAAUUAGGCGUGAAAACAAUCAAUAUUUAAUUAAAUAACACAUUUCGGGAUAAGAAAUUACAAUCACCACGUUAAUUCUUAAUCGAAUAUUAAUUGUUUUCACGCCUAUUUUAUAAAAAUUAAAAGGGCUAUAAUUAAGAAACUAUAUAUCGAAUAUGAAUGUAGAAUACAAUAAUAUUUUUAGAAUAAUAUCUUUUAUAAAAUGGCUAUUUUGAAAAUUGUCUUAAGUGAAAAAAAAAAGUAUUAUUUUUAUAUUUUUAGGGGAUGAAAAUAAAAAUUAAAUUUUUCUCUAAAUUGAUGUACCGCUCAAAUACAAACAGAUUGACAAAAAAAAAUCUAAAUAUGUUUUAUAUUAACAGCAAUAUAAAAAACCGUCGAACACUGUGGGACACAAUGUAUACCCUAUUUGUUAAUAAAUAAAUAACCUAUAAUUUAGGGAGAGGUGUCUAUUACUUCAGUAUCGAGUUGCGACUGUGAAUGCGAACCGUGUACAAAUGGCACAAAAUUGUGUCCAACGUCCAAUGUAUGUCUCAAUGAAACUUUAUGGUGCAACGGAAUUCAAGAUUGUGCCGAUGAUGAAGUCAACUGCCCGCCGAUCACAACCACUUCGACAACCACAACUACAACAACUAAAACUACUCCGACUACUACUCCUAAAAUAACCACGACUGAACCAACUACAACAGUUACAGAAGAAGUUACAACUCAAGUUCCAACCGUACCACCAAGAACAAAGAGGCCAAGUCAGUGUCCUGAAAUUAAAUGUCCUGAAGGACAAAUAGUUAAAAUUUUAAAUUCAUUACCUGCGAAAACAUCAGUAAAAACAAGUGCAAUCAAAUACGCUCGAAAAUCUAGAAGCUUAGAAGUCUUUGAGGAUGACCCUUGGCCGUCACCUUUUAAUCCGAUGACAAAUUUAGCAGCGUCGUCGAAAAGAAAUCAUCACCACGAUCCUUUCUUUAGCACUAAAGGAAAUGUUGUUCGACGUAAAGGAGGCAUGCAUUUCGGUAUCAAAAGUGGAGGUGUUAAAAACGAUAUACAACAGCCGAUAUGUAAGGAAUGGAUUUGCGAAAUAGUUGAAAAUAAUGAAUGCAAAACACCAUCUAUUACAUGCGAAGAAGGUUAUUUCUUACAAAUGACACCAAAUCAAAACGAAAUUUGUCCCGUUUAUACUUGCGUAUCAAAUACGUUGGAAGAGAGCCAAUGUGAAAUCGAUGGCCGAGUAUUCAAAACCUUCGAUGGGGUUACGUAUAAAUACGAAGUUUGCGAUCAUAUCAUAGUUCGUGAUAGAGUUCAUAAUAAAUGGAUGAUAAAACGUAAGUAUAAAAAUUGUAUUUAAAAAUAUAAUAUUUAAUUUAUUUUACCUAUAACUGUUUAUCAAAUAAACAUCUCUAGCUGUGAUCAACUUUAAUUGAAAUGCAUUUAAUUACUUUUUAGAAAUCCGUCGGUGCCCAUACAUCGGCACUUGUCAAGUAUCUUUGUGGAUAGAUCAUUUGAAUCAUAUUAUUGAAUUUUUCCCGAAUAUGACAACUACUUAUGAUGGAUAUAGUUAUACCGUUGGCCAGGUAAAAAUAAACAAAAAUGUUAUGUAUUUGAAACUUUAAAAUGUAUUAAUAAUAAUUAAUAGAUAAUUAUACUACCAUUUUAGCUUCAAAUUGUUGGGAGUCAGACUAACCAGUUUGGAGUGAAACAAGUUCAAACUGAUUACAUUAUAUUCGCAAGUACUUUAGGUUUCAAUAUUAUUUGGCAAACUAAUGGACAUGUCAAAAUAAAGGUAUUUUAUAAUAAUUAUAUCAUAAUAUAUUAUGAUAAAAUAAUAAAGUACACAAAUUAUAUAAUUUAUUUGAAACUAAAAAAAUUAAAUUAAAUCGUUUACAUUACAUAUGUUAGUGAAUUUUUAAAAUCCUUAUUUAUAAAUAAAUUUAAAGUUAAUGUAAACCUAAAUUCUAAAUUCCAUUAUUUAUAUUGUAUCCGAUUUUUUUUAUUAGAUUAAUGCGUUUUACACUGGACGUGUUGAUGGACUUUGUGGAUUUUUUGACAAUAAUCCUAAAAACGAUAAACUUAAACAAGACGGACUUAUCGCUAAAACUACACCAGAAUUUGGAAAUUCUUGGGCUGCUUCAAAUACACAAUGUGAAGCAAAAAUAUGCCCGAUGCACAUACAAAAAGAAGCCCUCGAAGCUUGCAAUGUUUUUAGGUUUAUAUUUUAUAGUUCUUAUACACAAACUAAUAGUUAUAUUAUUAGUUAUUUAGUUAAUAAGCUGUUUAUUAAGAUUUAUAACACUUCGUAUGAGCACUUUUUAUGAGAGCUUUGUAGUAAUUUAAAAUAAUGUAGAUAUUCAUGGUACCUAAUGAAGUUAUUUAACUUAUUUCUAAUAUUAUUUUUCUAAAUUAUUAUUUUCUAAAAUCAUUUUUCAGAUCGGAACCGUUAAAUCAGUGUGGACUACAUGCAAAUAUUGAAGAGUUUGUUAUGAAAUGCGUGGAAAACAUUUGCUCGUGUUCUGAAAAUUCAGUAAACGAUUUUUCCGAAUGUAGAUGUAAAGCGAUUUCAGGAUUGGUAACUCAAUGCUAUGUUUCAAACUCAACCGUUGAACUCUCUGAUUGGCGUAUCUUACACGAUUGCCGUAUGUACCUAUAUUUUUCCUUUAAAUAUCGUAAUUCGAGCUAAAUUGCACUUAUUUUUUUAGCUGUGAGUUGUCCAGCACCGCUAGUGUACAAGGAAUGUUUCAAUAAAGCAUGUGAACCCAGUUGUGAUUCAUUACUUCAAAACGAUCCGUGCCCAAAAUUACCAGGUUUAUGUUUCCCGGGAUGCUAUUGUCCAGACGGCUAUAUCAAAGAUUUGGAUUCUUGCAUUAAACCGUCCAAAUGCAGAAACUGUAAUUAUUAAAGUUAUACAAUUAUUACAUUAGACAGUACAAAAUUCUACGAAAUUGGUAAUUUUGCAAAUUUUUUGUAAGGUGUAUGUGAAGGAUCUGGUACUAAUCAUUACUCAACAUUUGAUAAGGUCGAUUUUACCCACAAAGAAAAUUGUUCUAGAAUUUUAGUAAAAACAACAAAAGAAAAUGACGCAUUAAGACCAGGAUUUAGUGUAUGUUAUUCAUGUUUUUUAUUUUUUUUUUACAUAUUCCUAAUUGUAAUUAGAAAAUAUAAUAUUUAUUUUUAGAUUAUUGAGACUACUGGAAAAUGUUCCAACCAAUUGUUUAACAAUGGCGUUUGUGUUCAAAAUCUAACAAUUAUCCACUCUGCUCACAAGUUGCAUCUUUUUUAUCUUUUAGAUGCAUUUAAAGUAAGUACCUUCUUAUAAAAUAAAUUAUUUUAAAUUCAGAAUCGUAUCAAUAAUCGCCCCUAAUUUUGGAUUCUGAGUGGAGCGAAAAAGCUUAUGGUUUUACUAAGAUGUUUAUUAUGUUUUUUUUUCUGUGAGCAACUUUCCUACUAGCAAAUUUGCUUCAACUAUAUAAUGAUAGCAAUAUUUCUAAUUGGUAAUUUCACUGAGAAGGUACUUUAAAGAGGUCACUUUUCGAUUUUCUCAAGAGUUUUGUCAUCAAAUUUGAAAAACCAAAAAAAACCGGGAAAAUAUAAAAAAUAUGGUAUUAGUUAAAUAUAUUAUGGCCUUCUUUUUUUCUGUGAACAGCUUUUUUAAUAGAAAUUUUGAUCUAACUAUUAAUGAUAGUAAUGUUUCUAAAUGGAAAUUUCACUAGGGAGGUAUUUUAGAGUGGUCAUCUUUCGAUUUCUUCAGGAGUUUUUUCAGCAAAUGUGAAAAACCGGGAUAAAACAUGGGAAAAUCGAGAAAAUGUAGGACAAUUGGGAAAGUCGGUACACCAUUAAAACAAUAUUAUUAAAGAAAUUAUACAAAAUAUUUAAUUAUUUACUAUAAAAUGACAAAUAAAUUGUUGAUAAAGCAUUACUAUCAACUGAUCUCCGCUCAGAGUCGUUUUUUCGUAAGCAAUGGUUUAUCGUUGCUUACAGGUAUACAUUAAAUUAUUUACAUAUAACAGUGGCUGUACCCAUCCCCAUUAUUCUAGGACGGCUUUUUAUUUUUUCUUUGUAUAGAUUGGAGCAACUGUUGACGGAAAUGAAGCCACAAACAUACCAUUUAUGAAUAAAUGGUUAUCGAUUACAGAAUCUCCCGGAAAAUCUGUAACCGUUACCAUUCCAGUUCUUGAAUUGGAAGUAGUAUUUAUGACUCUAAAUCAAGGUUUUUCAAUAAAGUUACCAUCGCAUUUAUAUUACGAUAAAACUGAAGGCUUGUGUGGUAGUUGCAAUGGAGAUUCUACAGACGAUAUGGCUGCUCCUGACGGAUACAUUUCCACAAAUUCUGAUGAGUUUGUAAAAAGCUGGAAAGCAAAUGGAACAGGUACAUUGAUAAUUUAUAUUAUAAUAUUAUUGUUCUUCAUAUUAAGAUAUUUAUUAUACAAAUAAAUACAUUGCAUUACCUUAAAUUACAUUUUUUUGAUUUAGAAUUUGAACAAUGUGAAACCGUUGUUAGUAAUAUCGUUGAAAAAGAAGAAACUUGUCCUAUUCCAAAACCGGACGUCGACCCUUGUCUUAAGUUAAUGGAUUCUAAAAUAUUUGGACAGUGCCACGCGAUUGUUGAUGUGAAUUUGUACUUAAAAAAAUGUCAUUCGAUUUUGUGCCAAGGGCACGAAGGAUCUUUUUGUCAUUCAUUAGAAGCCUACGUCCGUGAAUGUCAGUCUUUCGGCGUGUGUUUGGAUUGGAGAUCUCCCAAUCUAUGCCCUUACUCGUGUCCAAAAGGUAAAACGAUAUCGAAACUGUUUUUAUAUUCUAAAUUACCGAGUUUAUUCACACAGGUUUACUGUAUAAGGCUUGCUCCUCCGGUUGCGAAGAAACUUGCGAUACUUACAAAUCAUUACGCUCCGGGGAAACUCCGUGUAAAAAUCUGCCAACAGAGAUGUGUACGUGUCCAAUGGGUCAAGUAUUUAACAAUAGCAUAUGUGUAAAUGAAAACCGAUGUGAGCCUUGCGAUAAUGAAAAUCAUUUUGUGGGAGAUACGUGGUAUUCUGAUAAAUGCACUAUUUGCACGUGUACCGCUAACUCAAAAUCGGUACGAUGCGAAAAGAAACAAUGUCCUCAAUCGUCAUUUGCGAUCUGUCAAACCGGAUUUAAAUCAGUUAAAGACGAAGAAAAUUCAGAUGAGUGCUGUGAACAGUAUAAAUGUAGUAAGUAUAAUAUUACAUCUGAUUUGAUUUAUGUAUGUUAGAUAUAUAUUUGCAACUAGGCGUCGGCUACUAUGCCACUUAGUUGCCUGAUUAAGCUUCUUCAUCUCUUGGCAGCUCGGCACAGGAGUGUGGGCUAGGCCGAACACCAACAUGAUUCCUUAGAUCCGGUGUAGGCUAUUCGAAAAAAAAAAAAAGUUAAAACUAAAAAUGUUGUGUAUAUAGUUCCAGAGGAAAAUAUCGAACAGAAUUGUACGGACAUUGCAAUGCCGGUGUGUGCAGAAGAUCAAGUGGUAAAAAUCGAAUUAACGCCAAACGGGUGUAAACGGUUUAUUUGUGGUACGUAAUAAUCAAAAAUAUUGUCGUACUGGAAUACACGUAUUUUUGUCUUUUUCUCAGAAUGUAAACCGAAAGAUCAGUGUGUUUCGGCACUCCCUGAUAAAGACGUGGAUCUAUUACCCGGCAUGAUCAACGUAUUGAAUAACCAAGGUUGCUGCCCUGCGUUCCACGCGAUUUGCGCCCCCGAAACUUGCCCCACACCAAAACCGUGUCCGAUGUUCUACGAGCAAAUCAAAACUGAAAAUCAUAGUUGUUGUCAUCAAUUUAAGUGCGGUAGGUUUGAUUUUUGUUGACAUUAAUUGAAGUGUAAAAUAAAAUCAGAUUUCUGAUUAAGUUAAUAAUAAUAUGUUUUAACGCGAUGAUAGAAUUGCCGAACAAUACAUGCGUUUACGAAUAUGAAUGGAUGGCGUCGACCGAAGGCGGUGAACGUAAGCGAACCGAAAACGAAAAGACUGUAGUUUUGAAACAGGUAAAUUUGUUAAAUAAUAAAAAAAUUUAAAAAAUCCGUUUACGAGAGUGCGAAUCUAAUGGUAACUAAUAAUUGUUCUUAAGUCAAACGAUAAUUGGGAAGACGGACCGUGCCGGUCGUGCUACUGUGAUGCGGCAUCGUCGACUCGGGGUACUUGCAAUAAAAUCGAAUGCGCUGCUCCGCUAACGAGUUCCGACUAUGUAAUUGUCCCGCACAUGAAAUACGGACAGUGUUGCCCGAGUUAUAAAAAAGAAUCGUGCAUUUUUAACGGUACAGUUUACAACGUCGGAAGCGAAUGGUCUUCGCCCUCGGACCCUUGUUUGACUAUGAGUUGUAAGAUCGACGGCAACGGCGAUGCGUUUACAACCGAAUCCGUAAAAAGUUGUAACACCGAUUGCCCACUGGUUAAUUUCAUAUAUAUAUAUAUUUACUUUGUCAUCAAACUUUUCCGCAUUAUAAUUUUUUUUACGGAUUUAGGGAUGGGUGUACACACCGUUGGCGAACAGUUGUUGCGGAACUUGCUUACAAAAGUAUUGCGUGAUGCAAAACAAAACAUACCUGGAUAACGAAACGUGGACUUACGACAAUUGUACAACGUACAUUUGUUCAAAGUCCGAAUUCAACGAGGUAUAAUAACGUGUACAAAUCGUAUGUAUGAUUUAAAUUUAAAAAAUGCCAGCAUAAGUAGUGUUUUACACUAUAUAUAAACCACUGUUGGGUGUAAAGGCGGGAAGUCGAGAAGGAUUGAUAGGGUGAUUUAUUUAAUGCGAGUACCUGAGUACCUGUAUACCGAAUGAAACGAUAAUUGAAUCUAAUAAAAAACGAUUCUGAUGAAGCUUGUUGUUAGCUGAUUGAUGGGAGAGAUGGAGUUUUAUUUUCUGGUUUCUCGUAUCAUAAGGAAUAGUACAACUGAUUCUUCAAAUUUUUUCAAAUGAAGCACAACUGUUGAAGUAAAUCUAUGUCAAUUGAGGAAGUACGUCAAACACUCAACGCUAUUUAGUAUUAAAUAAUUUUAUUUGUUUUUCGCUAAAAUCAAAAUCUAAAAAAAAAAAAAAAAUGAAAUAACAACCAUUUACUAUAUUUAUUUACUUUUUACACGAGUAUUAACCAUUUAUAGACUAGAAUCAUUAGAAUCAGACUAGACGAAUCAAAACGUUUUAUUUUAAGUUUAAUAUUUUACCGGUAUAUUAUACAUGUUUGAACAUUAGAGAUUGCCCGGAAAACUGGAUCUUUAAUUUAAAAUUAAAUUUAUAAAACUACCAGCAUAAGUAGUGUUUUACACCAUUUGUAAGCUACUGCUGAAGAUGUAAUGUUGGGAAGUUUGGAACAAUGUUUUCAUGACUUAUUUUAUUCGAGUAUCUGUAUACCGAAUACAACGUUAAAUUAAUGUAAUAAAAACGAUUCUGAGGCAGUUUGUUGUUAGCUGGUUAAUGUGAGAGACGGGGGUUUUUGGGAGUGUCGCAUUAUUUGGGUUAAGUGAAAAUAAUUCUGAAAAUGUUUCCAAUAAAAUCCCCCGGUGGAGAUAAUCUGUGGAUAUCUUAUAAGCUGUGUCAAGGGUUCGGCAUGUUUUUAUUAACCGAUAAAUAAUCGUUUUUUCAAUAUUAUGAAAUUCUUAUAUGUUUUCUUUUGAAACUUAAAAACUAAAAAAAAAAAAAAAAUCAAAUAACAACCGUUUAGACUAGGUAUAUUAUUAUACUUACGGAUCAAACCGUUUUAUUUUCAGUUUAAUAUAUUACCGGCGUAUCAUACGUGUCCGAACAUUGGAGACUGCCCAGAAAACCGAAUCUAUAACGACGGAUGUUGCGAACGUUGCAACACGACGGGCGUCAUAGAAGUAGAAAACCACAGUAUGUGCGCACCCGAGAGUUUACCGUCAAAUCAAACCGUCGGUCUGGUAACCGAAGACAGCCCGUUCCACGAUACGUGCACAAACACGGAGGCCAUAGUCGGAUUUGCGGAAUGCCGGGGGCUUUGCGAUUCAUACACGUACUUUAAUAAAAGUGAGUUUUAUUACCUACUGAUAUUCGAAUUGGUUGCGCGUGAAGUGUUUUGCCACAGCCACCGCCGUCUUUUCAGAAAUGUCAUAUAACAGGAAAGUAUUGUGAAAUAAUUUUUUUUUUUUUUUAGAAACAAUAAAACACGAUUCGAAAUGUCAAUGUUGUCAGCCAAUACGUUACGAUAAUUUAUCGGUGACGUUGGAGUGCAAGGACGGCUAUCGAUACGAAAAGUCUGUUUCGGUGCCGUCGGCUUGCUCGUGUACGGCGUGCGGAGGAGAAAGUUUUUCUAUAAAAAGAAAAUCCGUAGUUAUUAAAAAAUAAAGAAUGCAUUACUUAUAAUACUAGCGUUUUACGAAAAAGACAAUUUCAAUAAAAAUCACAUGACAAUAACAGUAUAUCCGUUUUUAUAUUUAUUUAUUUUUUUGUUCAAAUUAUAAUAUAAUGGUAUAUGAUAAAACCCAAAACUUUUUAUUUGUGUACAAUGUAUUGUACUGCUGUAGAAAGGUUAAAAGUUUAGUUAACCUAUCGUGAUAUGUAUUGUAUUAUAAUAGUAAUCGAUUAUUUUCUUUUACGUUUUUUUCAAACGUAU